Messenger RNA from Stylonychia lemnae, 1353 nucleotides. NCBI's taxonomy places the organism in Eukaryota, Ciliophora, Spirotrichea, Sporadotrichida, Oxytrichidae. The record is from the annotation of a GenBank genome assembly.
AUGAAUAGAGAAGUAGAUGAAUAGGCUCAGUAUCAAGAGCUUAACGAGAAUGAAAAUAUCUUGCCUAAAAAUUACUCAAAUCUCAGAAGUUAGUCUACUCUUAGGGGGCAGAAGUAAUAGAAUGCCUACUCAAGAUUGACAGAGACCAGCAGCGUUUGGCAUUUGGUGAUCUUCUCAGCAGCUAUCGUAACAAUAGUGCUGGCAGAAUAGCUAUAUCGUGAACCACUUUUUAAUCUCACUCUCAGAGUAGUACCUGAUGUCUAAAAAGAUAUCAGUGAUUUCGCACUAUACUACUUCAAGUUUAUGACUCUAUUUGGAUAUGGGCACUUUGCAGUUGGAGUGUUUGUGCUAUUUUUCACCUUUUCAACCAGAGAGAAAGCCUUUUAUCUUCUACUAGUUCAUACUGUGGCAGGUAUUCUCAACUAAGAGCUCAAGAUCAUAUAUCAUAAUCCGAGACCUUACAUAAUGUCUCCAGAUGUCCAAGCUUUAGCUUGCUCUAAAAGUUUUGGCAACCCAAGUGGCCACUCUAGUCUUUCAGCUUGCUACUUCGUCACAUUAUUCCUGGUCAUAUAUCAUGACACGCCUUUUAAAUCCCACAGAGAACAAAAGCAUUUCUCUUAUUAUUUAGCGCUAAUUGGAGUCAUAUUUAUGGUCAUAAAUGUGCCUAUGAGCAGAGUAGUACUUGGAGUGCAUGGCUUAAACUAGAUUCUUUAUGGAAUGACUUACGGGCUUUGGCUAGCUCUCUUUAUGUUCCAGUAUGUUCGACCAGCUGUUUACAGACAUGUUAAGAAGCUAUUAGAAUUCAAUAACCCUUCUUACUACAGAACAUUUGGAGUGAUGGUAGAACCUGCCAACAUCGAUCAUAUGAACUAUGCUUUCAAGUGUCUUGGCAUUUAUGCAGGAAUAGUUAUAUUUUCUACUUUGAACUACUAUAUUGUAAGAAGCAACUUUGAAUACCCCUAGGAGUGGCUUGAUGCGAUUAUAUUAAAGUGUAAUGAAGGUAAACCCUUGGAAAUAAAAGGCAUAUUUGCAGAUAGUGCCUUCGUUAAAACAGGUCUAGUCUCUAUCAUAUUUGGUGCUUACCUAGGAAUGCUGUAUGACUCAUUCUAUAUGGGCGGCACUCCUUCAACAAUCAAUGACACAUCCUCUUUAAAGGGAAUACUCAGGUUGUUAAUUGGUGGAUUGGUCAUUAUUCCCUUCACUCUGCCUUAUUUGCUUAUCGGUUCCUCCUUAAGCGUUGGACUGCUUUAUUUCAUUAAGUCAGCUCUGCCAUUCUUCAUGGUUGGAUUCAUAAUGUUUUCUUGGCUUAAGAGUGUGUAUAUAGUUGCAGAAGUAAUCAACACUAACACUUGA